AUGUUGAAUGAUAAUCCCACACCAACGAUAUCGUCCAUUGUAUCUUCAGCUUCCGAUGAACAUGGAAUUGAACUUAAUUUCACUCGUACAAAUAGCAAGAAUGAUGGAUUUGCCUGUCUCAAUGUAGAAAAACGCGGUAUUGAACGUAUAUCACCAGAAGAUCGAACCGAUCCGACAAUUAUCAACACGGCAAUGAUAUGGGUCAGUGCAAAUUUAAUUGUACCGUGUUUUGCUGGUGGUACACUUGGUCCAGCAGUAUUCAAAUUAAACCUCUACGAUUCAUUUGCAACAAUUAUCUUUUUCAAUUUACUUGGUAUUAUACCAGUAGCAGUAAUGGCCUGUUUCGGUCCAGCAUCUGGUCUACGUACAAUGAUCUUUUCUCGCUAUAGUUGGGGUUAUUAUGGUGCUUCAAUAACAUCAACUAUCAAUGUUAUAGCUUCAAUCGGUUGGGCAGCUCUUAAUAGUAUCACUGGUGCACAAACAUUACGUGUUGUAUUUAAUGAUUCAUUGCCGAUGGCUGCUAGUAUUAUUAUUAUUGCUAUUAUAACCAUGGUCGUCUCAUUUAUAGGUUAUAAAUGGAUUCAUAUGUAUGAACGGUAUUCAUGGAUACCGGUAUUUAUAGGAUAUUGUAUAUUAGCGAAAGUUGGUGCAAAGUAUUUUACAAAUUCUGGAAUGGUAUCUCACAAUACAACUAUAUCAAGCAAUAGUAAUCAUCGUCUGAAAAUAUCUCGUAUUCUAAGUUUUGGCGCAACAUGUUUUGGUACUUCAGCUAGCUGGUGCACAUGUUCAGCUGAUUACAAUACAUAUUUUCCUGAAGAUACAAGUCAAUUAAAAAUCUUUCUUUUUACUUAUAUUGGUAAUCUUUUUUCAAUGAUUCCAAUACAAUUACUUGGUGCAACUGUCUAUACUGGUACAUAUACAAGUGAGAAAUGGAAUCGUGAGUAUGAAAUAAACAAUGUUGGUGGAUUAUUGGGUGCAAGUCUAUCGUCUCUUGGUAGUUUCGGUAAAUUUCUACUCAUUCUAUUUGCAUUGUCAACUGUUGCAUGUAAUAUACCAAAUAUCUAUUCUUUAUCAUUAUCUGCACAAGUAAUUGCACCAAUAUUUAAUCGUAUACCGCGUUUUCUAUAUACAAUUAUUGGUACUAUACUCUAUAUUCUAUUAGCUAUUGUUGGUGCAAAUAAAUUUAAUGAUUCAUUAACAUCACUGAUGGGUGUAUCUUCAUAUUGGUUUGCAAUAUUUAUGGUUAUUGUAUUUGAAGAUCAUCUAUUAUUUCGACAUUGUUCAUUUAAAAAUUAUAAUUUUGAAAUCUGGAAUAAUUAUCAACUAUUACCAAUUAGUUUAGCUGCAAUUCUAUCUGGAAUUGUUGGAAUUGUUGGUAUUAUACUUGGAAUGUCACAAACUUGGUUUAAUGGACCGAUUGCAAAAGCUAUUGCACGAGAUACUGAUGCACAGGGUGCAGACGUUGGUUUUCAACUUGGAUUUAUUUUUACAGCAGUUACUUUUCCAUUAUUUAGACUCAUUGAACUAUAUUUUGUUCAACGAUGA
Molecule: messenger RNA, 1545 nt
Organism: Rotaria sordida
Lineage: Eukaryota; Metazoa; Rotifera; Eurotatoria; Philodinida; Philodinidae
Source: the annotation of a GenBank genome assembly